This is a messenger RNA of Acanthosepion pharaonis, 1236 nucleotides long. NCBI's taxonomy places the organism in Eukaryota, Metazoa, Mollusca, Cephalopoda, Sepiida, Sepiidae. The record is from the annotation of a GenBank genome assembly.
AUGGGUAUUCUAGAGAAAAUAGCCGAAAUCGAAGCCGAGAUGGCCAAAACCCAAAGAAACAAAGCCACAAUGGGUCACUUGGGUUUGUUGAAAGCUCGGCUAGCAAAAUUAAGACGUGAACUCAUUGAACCCAAAGGUGGUGGUGGAGGGGGUGGUGAAGGUUUUGAUGUUGCCAAAACUGGAGAUGCAAGGAUUGGUUUUGUAGGUUUCCCCUCUGUGGGUAAAUCAACUCUCCUAAGUAAUUUAGCUGGUGUCUAUUCUGAAGUGGCAGCCUAUGAAUUCACCACAUUGACUACCGUACCUGGAGUGAUCAGGUACAAGGGAGCUAAGAUUCAGCUUCUUGAUUUGCCUGGUAUUAUUGAAGGAGCCAAGGAUGGAAAAGGUCGUGGUAAACAAGUCAUUGCUGUUGCCCGUACCUGCAGUCUCAUCUUUAUUGUGCUUGAUGUCCUAAAGCCUCUACAACAUAAAAAACUUAUAGAAUAUGAAUUGGAAGGUUUUGGUAUUCGGCUCAACAAAAAUCCACCCAACAUUCACUUUCGACGAAAAGAUAAAGGAGGCAUUAACCUUACUUCUACAACUGCCCAGUCCGAGUUGGAUCUGGAUACUGUGAAAACAAUUCUUGGAGAAUACCGUAUCCACAAUGCGGAUAUUGUAUUACGUUAUGAUGCCACUGCUGAAGACCUUAUUGAUGUUGUAGAAGGAAACAGAGUUUACAUUCCUUGCAUCUACAUUCUAAACAAAAUUGACCAGAUUUCUGUUGAGGAACUGGAUAUUAUCUACAGGAUCCCCCAUUGUGUUCCUUUGUCGGCUCACCACAAAUGGAACUUUGAUGACCUCUUAGAAAAACUUUGGGAUUAUUUGCAAUUGGUGAGGAUUUAUACAAAACCCAAAGGACAGCUGCCUGAUUACAGCGCUCCAGUUGUGUUGAAGGAUGGUAAAAGUAGUGUUGAAGACUUUUGCAAUAAAAUCCAUCGGAACAUUAUGCGGGAAUUCAAGCAUGCUUUGUCAAGAAGUGAGAUUUGUCAACCCAAAUAUUUGAUACAAAUUAUUGUGAUAGCUUGUGGCCUGCUCAUGACUGUUGAAUCAUUGCGGACUCUUUACCAAGAUUUUCUCAACUUCUGCCCAGUUACCACCACCUCCCUUCCCUAUGACACCAGACCUCAUCCUCUUCCAUCACAUCAGCUUUUGAUUUAUCUGACGAUAAAUCUCUUUUCCAAUAAACACACUAGACAAUAA